UGGCACUGUUUGUUCGGAGAUAUACAGGGAGUGAGUAGAGGAAAAGCGAGACACAGACGACUGAAGGAGCAGGGAGGAGCCGAAGCUGAACCAGAGAACAAGACGGGAUUCACAGCUGAGUUUAUUCACCGCUAACUCUGUAUUCAAGUUCCAUCCGCUUGUGGGGAACAGUUUCUCAAAGUAUAGUUUGCAGUCAGUUUCUGGAUUCUUCAAGCAGAAAGAUGAAUUCAUUGGGUAAAUCUUCCAAAUGGCCGUCUUAUGACUCGCUUCCCUCCACCUCAAGCUCCCCCCCCAGUGAGGACGAGGCAGACAUCUUCUCUGAGGGAGAAGGGGACGGAGUAUUAAAAAGCUCCCUGAACUCAAAGUUUAAUGGCGAUCAAUGUGAACUAUACCCCGAUGAAGCCAAACAUUUGUCUCCUGGAGCGGCUGCACUGAGGUCAUCAACUCCAGGAGACUUAACCUUCGCUAAGAAAUGUGCUGAUUUGCACAGGUAUAUCCGCCCUUUGCUGAAGCUUCUACAGGGAUUAAAGACUGGACGGUUUGACAAAGGCUUAACCACCUUCCAGCAGAGUGUUGCCAUAGAUAGAUUACAACGGAUUCUUGGGAUCCUCCAGAAACCUGAAAUGGGGUAAAAAAAAUAAAAAAAGUGCUU
Gambusia affinis (western mosquitofish) is the source of this 652-nucleotide messenger RNA. RefSeq names its product circadian associated repressor of transcription a (gene ciarta). The record is from RefSeq and is a predicted model, not a curated record. The transcript has 4 exons. Gene Ontology annotation, biological process: circadian regulation of gene expression; negative regulation of DNA-templated transcription. Gene Ontology annotation, cellular component: nucleus. Lineage: Eukaryota; Metazoa; Chordata; Actinopteri; Cyprinodontiformes; Poeciliidae. Gene Ontology annotation, molecular function: RNA polymerase II cis-regulatory region sequence-specific DNA binding. Bases 222 to 632 code for a protein of 136 amino acids.